AUGGUGAAAACUCCCCCGUACAUUGGACUGCUUUUAGAAUCCGAAUCGAAAUCAGCAAAAAACGUACAGAUGUUCAUUUUCCUAAAGAAAUACCGUCAACUGCUCGCGAACAAGCUGCGUAAGAAGAAACUUCUCCAGCAAGUCGAAAAUUUCGAAGUCAGCGGAUAUUUUUCCACCGCAAUUCCCUUUGAGGGAACAAGCCCCCAGAAUCAACGGACAUACACUGCCCGCUUGAACAAGCGCCUGAUUCCACCUCCUCCAAAAAAAAGAUCACAGUGGAAACGCUCUAACAUUGAGCCAGAUCUAUUAAUGAACUACCACUCAGAAGCGUGGCUAACGCACUAUCAUAUAACAUCCAUGAGCUUUCCGGAUUUGGCACAGCGAGAGGUUUGUUCUGAAGCCGCAUGA
Messenger RNA from Opisthorchis viverrini, 408 nucleotides. RefSeq lists its product as hypothetical. Bases 1 to 408 code for a protein of 135 amino acids. The record is from RefSeq and is a predicted model, not a curated record. Lineage: Eukaryota; Metazoa; Platyhelminthes; Trematoda; Opisthorchiida; Opisthorchiidae. The transcript has a single exon.